CAGUUUCGUGGUGAAAUUGGAAGCGAAUGGUUGUACUGUCGUUCGCUGUUACUGCACACGCAUAGUUAUAGCAUUGUGUUUGAAACUUGUGUUCGAUUUGUAACCGAAACCGAAACAUUCAACGGAAAUUUAUAAUAAAACCUGAAUGAAAGAAACAGAAAUUAAACACAAAAAUCAAAAUUAAAGAAGGAAAUAAAGGUGAAUAAUAUUUACACAGAAAUAAAGAGAGUAACUUGGACACGCAAAGAGCGACAAGAAAAAAAAGAAACGAAAUCUUGAAAUUAAACAUAAAAAAAAGAAGAAAAUAGUCUCAUUUGGAAAUGGAAUAUACUUGUGCCAAGAGAAUUGAGUGCGUGUGUGAACAUUGUGAGUUUUGUGUUGGAAACGAGCAAGUGAGAGACAAGACAUGGCAAAAAAUGAAAUGAACAAAACUCGACUGCUUUUGGAAUGUGUGAUCGUCAGCAUUGAAUUGAAUUGAAAUCAUCGUCCGGGCAAAUUACACACCGAGAAAGAGAGAGAGUGACCUAGCAGCUAAAGUCAAGUGGCAAUGUUGCGACAUGAACACUCAUUGUUUAAUUGACCAAAUCAAAUUAUAAGUGAUUCGUGAAAUUCUCAAAGCAGAAAAAAGAUAGAAAAAAAAACGUAAAAGAGAAAUUGAACUGUUUGACCCCAAGGAAAAAACGAAAAAAAAAACAUUUCAAGUAAAAAAAGUACCAACAAGAGCCAAAACAAAACAAAAAAUUAAAUGAUGUGCAAAAAAUGGCAAUCGAUUAUAUUAUUGGCGCUCUUCAAUUACUAUCAACGGCUGUAAAUGUAUUAGCGCUCGGUUCAUUUUGGAUAACACCCGGUCUACGAACAACGGCCAAUCGUUUUGUAAUCAAUUUGCUGAUCGUAAAUAUUGUUGGUUGUUUGGCAUUAACGCCUGCACUCUGGCUGCAUGGUGGACUUAUACGAACGGUUUACAGUGAAACCCAUCAAGUUCAUGAUAAUGCGGAGGCAUUCACCAGACCUGCAACGCCAUUGAGCACACUACAAAAUCACAUUGAAUUGAUAGCAACCGUUAAACCAUCGACCUUUGUCAAAAUAUUUGCCACUGAGCGAAUAUUUGACGAUAAUUACGAUGAAGAAAUUUUUGCUGAUAUUCGAGAGGAUACGAUUCAACCGAAUCGCACGACGCACAAUAAAACCGCCGCCACCAACGAAACAUGGUCACCAACGAAGAACAUUCAGUAUUCUGACUGUACACGAUUCUGGGGCUUCGAUCUGGUUGCCGCCUUAGGUGGCCUUUCGGUGAUGCUAGUUGUGGGCGAUACAUGGUGUGCCGUGACCGAUCCAUUGCGAUAUCAUUCACGUAUAUCAGGCCUAAAAUCUUGGGUAUUAAUCGUGGCUACAUGGUUUGUGAGCAUAUUGUUCUGCAUUGCAUCGGCAUUGCGGCGAGAUUGUCGUAUGAUAACAACGGAAAUCACAUCGACGCUACAGAAAAUCACAUCCAGUAGCUCUGAAUCGGAUGUGCCCUCACCAACAUCAUCAUCAUCAUCGUCAUCAUUGUCGUCGACGAGCAUGGUUGGUGAUUCGCUCGGCUUUGAUGACAUCUACAAUCUAAUUUAUUCGUGUACAUUUUUUGUGGUAAUCAUUUUGCUGCCGAUUUGUCUGGUGUGUGCAAUGUACUGGAAGAUAUAUUCGGAGGCACGUCAAAAUGGAUUACGAAUGAGACAGAAUGGUUCGUCGCCACUUUUGCAAAGCGCAUUGAAUUUGGCUACCGCCUCCGCACAUUUGCCACCACCCACGCACCUUGAUCAUUCGUGCAGUGUGAUUGGCGAAGAAGAUUCGGACAAUGCGACUGAUAGUUUAGCUAGUAGCCGAUCGAAUGUAAUUCAAAUUACGCUGCGUCGUAAUUCGAUGGCCGCAACAACGAGUCCCGUUCAUCAUGUCAGCAUCAAAGACCCACAUUGCAGAACCGCCAUCACACCAACGCGACUACAUUCAUCGGUGCACAAAGUCAAUAGUCAACCUUCACCGAUUCAUCGUCGAUACUUGGAAAUUCCAAAAUUUAACGAAAUUCAAAACUAUCGCACGCAUAUUGAUGAGAGUAAAAAUCAAAUGACCGAACUGAAUGGACCCAUAGAUGCGUCAUCGGAUGAAUCGUCUUCGGGCGUUGAUAAACGUCGACACUUACUAUUCGAACAUCGCCUCGUUUACGAUCCAUUGACAGCGGAUGUGGCCAAUGAACUGCGGCAGGUGCAUUCAACACCGGAUCUACAGAAAUCCAUACAAACGGAGUUGUCACUGUUGGCGGCCAGUCAUCGCAAUGCCAAGCAUUCAAGUGAUAAAAAGAUCCAUAGCAGUGGCAGUAUUAAUAAGCAUGCAUGCACCGCCACACCAACACGUCGACCAUCGAUUUGUACGCCGCCAAAAGCACUUAGCUACAUGACAUCAAUACGGCAUCGUUUGUCAAAUGCAUCGUCGAUAUUCAAGUAUCGUGAAGAGUCGCGAGCAGCCCGCAUCAGUAUUUUAGUUGUAAUUAUGUUCCUAUUUUCAUACUUUCCGUACGGUUUGUUGGUGUUACUUCAGGGUCGUGCCACAUUCUUUGCCAAUUCAUCGUGUUUUGGCGUAUUAUUUUUGCUUAUUGCAAACAUUAGCUCACCAUUUAUAUUUGCUUAUCGAAAUCGACGUGUGCGCCGUGGUGUGUGCCGUCUAUUUGGCGUCGAUGCAAAAACAAAUGAACGAUUACAAAAACAACGAAUGAUCAUGCACGGUAAUUUGCGUGCGAAUAGUUGUCGUGAGCGUAAACGUAAAACCAAAGUCGUUCGAAUCAAUCGAAAUUCAACGAAAUCGGCUAGCUUUAGCAGUGGUUCCAUUGAUCAACCCAAGUACACACCAGUCCCAUUGAUCGAACCAAAUGAAACCACCGAAACGUCGAAUCAAAAGUACAACAAACCGAAAGAGAGCACUGUGUGCAUUGAUGGUGAAAAUGAAAAUGAUAGCACAAACGGCGUCGCUCCAAUGGAUGCAGAGUGUCGCAUCGAUAUGCCACAUACAAAUGUGGACGAUGAACAUGAAACAAAUGGAUGCGUCCCAUCGCAUGUCAUCAAUUUCAUUUCAAAUUGUACGAAUAAUAGUAGUAAUUGUAAACGAGACCAAAGUGAUUCAAUGGACGAUGCAGCUGUUGCCAAAUACGUUAAAGACAUUGUUAAUAAUAUAAAUUGUGCGAAUAAUGGUAAUAAAAAUGCGAACCAUCAACUAAAUCGUAUUCCAAUCCACUUAAAUCAUAAUAACAACAACAACAACAAUAAUAGUAUAAAUACUAGUUUGGGAAAAGUGGCAAAUGUAAAUAGCAAGACACGCGGAAAUAGUUGCAAUUUAGGCCCAACGACCGGUGCAAAUGUAAUUAAGCAAAAGAUCUCAUUGUUACGACGUGUGUGUAAGCACACGGCCAAAAAGCGCUCACCAACCAAUUGUGGCAGUCCAACAAGCCCAUGCACCGAUCAUCCAUUCUAUUUCGAUAGCAACCAUCCAACCAAACCGGUCAAUGUUUAAAUAAUUGAUACGUUAAGAAAUCACACAGAGAACACAUUUCCCACGAAACUACUCAACUAAUGUUUCUUUUUCUAAUUCGCGCUCUCUCUCUCUGUGUGUGUCUUCUUUUCAAUUUCGCGAAUUCAGUUUUUAUUGUUCUGACCCUGUUGUAUCAUUGAUAAGAUUAAUUCGCCCGCAAAGUUUUACAUUGUUUUUUAUCUUCAGGAAACCUGUAAACGAAUUCCCGUGUGUAAAUAAAAUGACUAACAGUCACUCAGUUGUAUGUGGCUGUCUGUAGUGAUACACAACUAAAACUGACUAAGUUGAUUGAAAUCAUGCAUUUUGUAAGGAGACAAUCACGUUUAGUUAUUCUUUCAGUCAGUCGACUAAUUUGGGACGUUUUGACUAAGAGUGAUUUGUGAUUAAAGUUAACUGCAGUUGCUUAUUUUGUUCGAGACAAUCACUUCUAGUCAGUCAAAUAGUCACUGAAUGUCCCAAAUUAAUCGACUGAGUUAGACAGUCAAAAAAUUUCCACAUGGGUUUGCAUAUGUUACAAACUAAUUGAACGAUUAAGAGCUCACACUAAAAAAGACACAUCCAAGAUAUGAAAGCGAUUGGAAAUUGCAAUAAAUCAAGCUAGUUUUAUAUCAUUCGGCCAUAAAAUGGUGAAAAAGGAAUGACUGAAAUGAAUUUCCGAGUUUUAGACAGAAGAAAAAAAACUUCGUAUUGUUUCAUUAACAUCUGUUUCGACGCAUGAAUUAGAAGACACAAAAUUUAGACUCAUUUUUGCGGCUAUAACGAAGAAAAAUCUAUCAAAACAACAAAGUUCACAGUGGUGAAUGACUUGGCGAAAAAAAAGUACCGCUGAGGAUUAAAUAGAAAUUAUCUUCAUCACAGUGUUAGAAGUCAAUAAGUAGCAAGAGUAUAUAUUUUGUUGAACCUCCGUUGGUCCAUUGCCAUUACAUUUUUUAUCCGUCGACAGCAUACACACAAAAACAGCAGACGGCGAAUUGUUUUUUUUUUCUAUUCAGCUCUCUUCCACUGUUCCCAUGUCGUUCAAGUCAAACACAAUAAAAUGGCAAAUUGUGGGAGAGAAUGAGAAAAAACCACGCCAACACAAAUCAAAUCAACCGGUCAAACCUGUCUACUUUAUUAAUGAUUCGAUAUGUUAUUUUUCUAGUAACAUUUUUACUGUUCAAGUAUUAGAUGCUAAAAUGUUUAGCGAUUGUGUUCAUUUCUUUCUCACGAUAUGUUUGAGUACAUGAACCGUGGUGGCUGCCAUUUUUGGUCGUGGUGGUGUGAGAUAUCGCUGAUUGACAAAGUGACAAGGAAAUACAUAAUUUUUGACUUUGGCCAUUUGUUUAUGCCAAAUACAAGACAUUUAAAUUCAUAAAUUUCUUCUGCCAGUGAUUGGCUUUUAAAAAGUUUGACAAUUUUUUUUUUAAAAUUAGAUUAAUGAAAGACAAAGUAAUUGAAGCGAACUCUGAACGGUCUGUCUCCGCAUGACUUAUAUUCCGUGUGCGUCAUUUUUGAUGUUCGUACAACUAAAUUGUAAGUGAUAGCGUGCAUCGCCAGACAAUCGAACGCCAGCAGGCAUAAAGCCAAAAUCUUUCAAUUUUUUUUCCUUCAGAAAAAAAAAAUGACAGAGAGAUAAAGAAUAAUACCCAAAGACUUUAAGUCUUUAAUAUUUUUAAUUGGGCUCAGUACAUCGUGAGCAAUUCAAUGGUUUCAAGUGGAAAAUACGAGCUUCGUAAAUAGAAAAUCAGACCUUGAACACGUAGAAAUUUUAAUGUAGUCAUACAAGAAGACAACAACAAAAAUAGGAUCAUACACUAGUUAAAUGCCAGUAAAUUCAAUGUUUUUCCCUCUCUUUCUCUCUCUAAAUAUAAAUGUACGCUUUAUCAAAUGUUAAGCUUUACAGGAGAUCAGACAGUCAAUAUCAAAUACAAUUCAAGCUCAUUAAAUGGAAUUUUCAGAUUUUAAUCAUAUUUAAACAUAUUAUGUAAUAAAUAUAUUUUUCGACAACAUUACACUCACACAAACAAAAUACAUGAACAAAAUAUAUCAACGUACAAAAAAUAGAGAUAAAAUCAUACACAUUCAGUGGAUAUUAUCGUCUACAGAAAUUUUUAAUCUAAUUGAAGAGAGAAACAGAACAUAAUCGAUAUUCUACAUAUUUAUGGAACAGAUGGAAUUAAAUGCUAAUACCAUAGAAUGCCUAAAAAUGAUUGUGAUAAACGGAAGAGAAAGCCAGAUAAAAACAAAAUGAAGAAAAUUAUCGAAAAAAAGAAAAUAAUUUAUAUAUAAUAUAUUAAAAAAUAACAAAUCUUUUAGGAUCUAUCAUUGUUGGAAAAUUACAAAAUGUUUAGCUAAAAAUAAAUGUUGCACAAGAAAUGAAUAACAUUUAAAAUGAAUAUUUUAAAAAAUGGCAAACAAAACCAAGGGAGAAAAAAAAACUAUAUGGAAACAAAUUCGAGUGCAGGUAAUACACAAGUGAUUUCAAAACGAGGUUAGAACAUUUUAUGCACAGAAAACAGUUUUCUGAAAACUACAAAAAACACACACAAAUCGAUUGACUUAUUGUUAAGCAUAUAAAUACAUUGAAAAAACAAAAUAAUGUUCUAGAUCAGAAGAUGGUUUCUUUUGAUUUGCAUCUAUUUAAUUUACAGAGUAGUUUUAUGCUCAACACAUACUUUAAAUUCAUUCUAAUAUGGUUUUUUUUUAUUAUUAUUUCAUUUAAUGUAAAAAACAAGUUGACUUACGAUAAUUUAUAUUUUAUGAUUUAAGAAAUUCGAAAUUAUGCUAAGAAAAGAAUUAUUUAUUUUUGUUUAUUUCAUACGAUUUUGAUUUAUUUAAUUGAAAUUCAAUACAAAUGAAAAUAUUGCACAAAAA
This is a messenger RNA of Sitodiplosis mosellana (orange wheat blossom midge), 6408 nucleotides long. RefSeq lists its product as uncharacterized. Gene Ontology annotation, molecular function: dopamine neurotransmitter receptor activity, coupled via Gi/Go; G protein-coupled receptor activity. Lineage: Eukaryota; Metazoa; Arthropoda; Insecta; Diptera; Cecidomyiidae. Gene Ontology annotation, cellular component: membrane. The coding region runs from base 760 to 3537 and encodes 925 amino acids. The record is from RefSeq and is a predicted model, not a curated record. Gene Ontology annotation, biological process: adenylate cyclase-activating adrenergic receptor signaling pathway. The transcript has 3 exons.